AUGUCAUUCCAUUUAUUCUCAGAAGAUUUCCAAGGCCAUCUUGAACUAGAGACACACACUACCGCAAGUCCAGUGGACAAAGUCCGCCUAGGUGCUGCUAUUCUUGUAGGAGCAGUUGAGUUCUACUCAUCACGUCGUUACCCUUCUCAAAUCAACUCCAGAGGAGGUUUUACACUCAAACCGGGGGGUUACCUCACAGAAGACCAGAUCUGCGAGAUAACACAACACAACACCCCCCCACAAGAUAAAGUAACUGAACUGGCUCGGAUACAAACAAUGAGGGCGGGUGCUUCCAGGGUUGCUUGGUUGAUUCUUGAUCCAGAGGUUUUCAAUAACCUUACAGCUUCCGACAGGAGAUUGCAUUAUAAUAUGAUCAGAAAUCGGACAAUCACUGUGCAGAACGCUUUGAGCCAGAAGGACAUGACAAUUACAGGCAACUGGACAUGA
This is a messenger RNA of Tremella mesenterica DSM 1558, 447 nucleotides long. RefSeq lists its product as uncharacterized. The transcript is spliced from 2 exons. The coding region runs from base 1 to 447 and encodes 148 amino acids. The record is from RefSeq and is a predicted model, not a curated record. NCBI's taxonomy places the organism in Eukaryota, Fungi, Basidiomycota, Tremellomycetes, Tremellales, Tremellaceae.